AGUGUUGUGGUGUAUGUGUUGUAUGAGUGGCGCACACAUUGAGUGUCUGUUUGGCUAAGCAUUCAAGUGAUUGUCAGUCAAUGUUGUAGUGUUGCUGUUGUAGUGCACUGUAAGUGUGGGAAUGUGUUGUAUGUAUGAGUGCUGUUAGUGUUAGAAAGAGAGAGAGAGAGACAGAUUGAGAGAGAAAGAGAGAGAGACAGUGAGGUGAGAGAGCCGAUUAACCCGAUGGUCAUCACUGUGCGCACCACUGGCCAACCAUAAGGAUUGUGUGGCCUUUCGUUAGAGACGACCGGAGGACAGCCUGUUGUGGACAUACUGUAGGCCGACAUUUGUUGUUUUUGGCUGAACGGCUCAUCCAUCGAAACAAGAGUUGACUAGUGAUUGAAUUACCCGAUCACUAACCCGAUUACCGUUAAGGUCUAAACCAGUGCUUUGUGUGCCGAAGUGGUCAUCACUGGACACUAAUUACUCUCAAAUGAAUAAUAACUUUUAUGAUAUGUCACAACAUUUAUGACCUUGAGUUACAUAUAUUAGCUGAUUGUGGCCAUCCAUACAUUGGACAGACAAGUCAUACAAAAAGCCAACGAUUGUUAAUACAGUUGAAGAGUAGAACAUAUCCAAUAUCGGCGAAGACAUGUCCGACGACAGGAGUGGCGAUGAGUCUCAUCAGACGUCAAUUUCCUCGACAGGAGGAGGAGGCGGCGGCGGAGGAGGAGGACAGGCAAGUGGUCAGCCCGUGGAACAGGAGUUGGCGACCAAAAUGUUGCAAAUACAGCACAAGAGAUUUUAUUUAGACGUCAAACAGAACCGGAGGGGUCGGUUCAUUAAAGUGGCUGAGGUGGGCGCCGCCGGAAGAAAAAGUCGAUUACUGUUAGCCAUGUCUACGGCCGCAGAAUUUAGAGACCAUUUAUCUGCUUUUAGCGAACUCUAUGCCUCUUUGGGUCCGCCCAAUCCGGAUAACUUGCCCGAAGAUGGUAAACUAAAAUCGGAAGUCAUGGUCAAAGAUAACCGAAGAUACUAUUUGGACCUCAAAGAGAACAAUAGGGGAAGAUUUCUACGGGUCUCUCAAACUAUAUCAAGAGGUGGUCCCCGAUCGCAGAUUGCUAUUCCUGCUCAGGGAAUGAUCGAGUUUAGGGAUGCACUGACGGAUCUGUUGGAAGAAUUUGGAAUCGAUGAUGGAGGUCGGGAGGAAAAUAGUGGUUCAAGUUUUAAGGGAGAACUACCUGAAGGACGUCAUAUGCGAGUGGAGAACAAGAAAUUUUUCUUUGACAUCGGACAGAAUAAUUUAGGCAUUUAUAUGCGUAUCUCUGAGGUUAAGAGUAACUUUCGUUCGUCGAUAACCAUUCCAGAGAAGUCGUGGGCGAAGUUCAGGGAUGUAUUCUCCGAUUAUGUCGACAAAAUGGCUGAAGGUUCUGAAAAGCCGUCGGGUGGGGCCAACAGUGGCUCUCAAAGCGGUGGUGAUCCCGGCGCUACAACACAGUCAAACACUGGCUCUGGCGGUGGAUCUAAAUGAGACUUUAGUUAUUAGCUUAGCUUAUGUGCAAAUAAUUUACUUUUCAACACAUUUGACAAAGACUUGAGUAUAAUAUAACAAAAUAAUUUAAUAAUCACUUCACGAACGGCCACUUUAUGUGCGACAAAAAAUUUUAUCGAACCAUUGUUUAUAAUAAUCAUAAGUUUAUUUGAAGAGUCAAUCAACUAAAAUCCAUUUUUAAUGAGAUUCAAAUAAUUUUUUUUGUAACUCAUUUAUUAAAUCAGACACAUAUACAUAAAUAUAUGAUAUAUACAUACAUAUAUAAAUUUAUAUUGAUAGUUGAAUGUAAUCCCGGUUUUUAAGUGUAAUAUUAUAAAAUGGUUUUUAUUGGUUUAUGUAUAAUAUAUAAUUAAUCGAUUGUUAUAUAAUGUGCACUAUUAAUAGUGGUCUUUAAAAUAUUACUCAAAUUUGAUGUAUUUUUAACUGUUGAGAAGCAAAGAUGUCUUGGUUUGAAUA
Messenger RNA from Oppia nitens, 1990 nucleotides. It is a transcript of the gene Pur-alpha, whose product is annotated as transcriptional activator protein Pur-alpha-like. Gene Ontology annotation, cellular component: nucleus. The coding region runs from base 635 to 1513 and encodes 292 amino acids. The record is from RefSeq and is a predicted model, not a curated record. The transcript is spliced from 7 exons. Lineage: Eukaryota; Metazoa; Arthropoda; Arachnida; Sarcoptiformes; Oppiidae. Gene Ontology annotation, biological process: regulation of transcription by RNA polymerase II. Gene Ontology annotation, molecular function: purine-rich negative regulatory element binding; RNA polymerase II transcription regulatory region sequence-specific DNA binding; DNA-binding transcription factor activity, RNA polymerase II-specific.